Molecule: messenger RNA, 5174 nt
Organism: Lymnaea stagnalis (great pond snail)
Lineage: Eukaryota; Metazoa; Mollusca; Gastropoda; Lymnaeidae
Source: the annotation of a GenBank genome assembly
AUUUAGAAGCAAGGUCAUCACGUGGGCAGAGUAAUUUUGAGAAGGAAUUUAAGGUAAUUAAAACAUUUUAUUCAUCUCUUUAUCGCUUUUCCAUAAAGUUUUCACCUAAUAGCUUAGGUGUUCAUGUGGUGGCCACAGAUUUAAUUUAGGGAAUAUCUAAGGAAUGUAUUUUCAAUAGCUUUAUUAAUAAUAAAGUAUUUUAUAAAUGCAAUUUCUUUAGAAUGUAUUUUUUUUAAAUACAAACAAAUAUAAUGAAUUUUUUUUAUUUAAAAUUUUAAUUUUUAAGGAUGUGAUACUGAAAAUUCAAAAGAAUAUGUGAAUAAAAAAAAUAAUUUCUGGUAGGUAAUAAAACUGUCUUUUAGAGAAGAGUAAAAAAUUGGUACAAACUGAACUUAGUUAUUUUUAAUCUUUGUCACUGCAAGUAAGUAAAAUUGUAGCGGAUUUCAUCACUAUUGUUCAAAUUGCUCUUUAAAGUUAUUCAAAGUGCAUAAACAGAAGUUUAAUCUUUAAAUGUUUACAAGGGUAACUUAUGUCAUGUUUUCAAAUGAAGCAUUUUUUUUUCCCAAGAAAAUUGGAAUGUCUAAAAGUUUUUAUCUUUAAUAAUUUUUAAUUUCAGUCCAUUUGUACAGUUUGUGCUGACAAGGAGGAUGGCAAAGAUGAAGAGGGAUCAGGUGGAAGCAUUGCAGGCUUAUAUCACAACAGUAGAAGUGUUAACAACAAACUGAAGAACAGAUUUAGCAACAUUUUGCCAAGUUGGUGAACAUCAUUAGUUUUUCAGUAUUUCUACUAAUAAUAAUAAAAAAAUAUUGUAAUUAACAUAUACGAUGAGUUUGUUAAUUGACAAAAAAAGGGUACAAAAACUUCAAAUCAAAUAUUUAUGUUAUCAUUGUGUUCUUAUGAUUUAAAAAAAGAAGGAAUUUUAAAUGUUAAAUAACAUAAAGUAAAUUACAAAAAUGUUUUCCCUUUAAAUUGCUUACAAAUAAGACUUAAGGUGGACCUAUUUAUUUUUUCCAGAAGACCAGUACAGACCAUUGCUUUUCUGUGAAACUAAGGAUGUCGGUGAUUACAUCAAUGCUGUAUAUGUACCUGUAAGUUAUUUAAACUGUUUAACACAUGACAAUUUUAGAAUUUUAAAUUAUUCUUACGCAUAUGCCAGUCAAUUGAAGUCAGAUACCUGAAGGCAAAGUUACAAAACUUGUAUGAACUGGAAAAAAAUUUACAUAGACCUAACAGAGGAAAAUUAUCAUAAAAUUUGAAAAAAUCAUCAGUUUAAAAACAAGUAUAAAAACAAAUUGCAGUAGGCCUGCUUUGUUUUUGAGUAUUCUAUAUAAAUAUAAAUUUAAAUGUACUGAAAAAAACCCAACUUAUAUCAACUUAAAGAACAGCAAGUGAAGAGACACAAUCCUCAAAAUAAAAAAAUAUUAAUUUACACACACACAUAAAGAGUAUAAUCUUGCAAUUACAUAACAUCUCAUAAAAGUCUAGAAGCAAAAAAUCUCUUGUGACUGUGGAAGCUGCUGGCUUAUAUAUAAGGAUUAAAUCAGAACCCUCUUAAAAAAGAAAUUCUAGGAAUAGGUUCACUUGAUACCAUUCUCUAGAACAAAUAGAAUGUAUUCGAAUGUAAACAACCUUUUCCCAAUCAAGGGAGGGUGGUCAAUAUAAAAAAAAAAUUGGGGAAUCAAGUGGUGGUGGCCAAAACACUAAAAUUAGGCCUACACACACAUCAUAACAAUGAAGGUGGUGUGUACUUUGCAGAAUAUAGUUGCAGGGGCAUGGGAUUUUUGUAGAAGGAUAAGCUGGUUCCGAAGAGAGCAAAUCACCUCUCCCCACACACAUGGCGAACCCAGACGAUUCCGAAUUAUUUACUAUUUAAAAUAGGAAAACAAUAAAAAAAAAGAUGGCCAUUCAAAAAUGAUCUCACUUCUGUUUUUGUCUGUCAUCUACAGAGUUUGACCAAACCAAACCACCAAAUAUUGACCCAGCUUCCAUUACCUUCAACGGUUGUUGAUUUCUGGAGGCUUGUAACACAGUACAGAGUCACGCUAAUUGUUGCAUUUGAACUUGACUUGAAGGAAGCUGAUUCAGUAAUACAAUAUAUUUAUUUCAUAAAGUUUUAUAGUCAUGUGAUCAAACAUGGUAAAGAGUAUUGUUUCAGCUGCUGGUAAAAUUCUAUGCAUAAAAAAAAAAAAUUCUAUUUUUACAACAGCUUUUUAAUAAUAUAAAAAAUGUAUUUAAUUAUUUUGAUUCAAAUCUUCUCAUUUCCCUUUUUUUAUAAAACUCCCUUAGAUAAUCUAUUUUAAUCAGUUAGAUAUGCAAAAUUAAAAGAAUCUUUCCAUAAUGUUCAACAAGUAAAUCUCUAUUGUGUUUAAAAAAAUAAAUAUUUAUAAUUUUAAUUUCUCCAGACCAUAGGAGGCUAUCUUCCAACAAACAUGAGUGAACCAAUGACCUGCGGAAAUAUAAAUGUAGAGGCUGGUCUAGUUCAUCUCGGAGCUUCAUGGGAAGAGCAGAGUAUUUCAAUCACUGUUCAGAAGAGAAAGAAAUCACUGAUUCCAACUCCAACCACUGUAAGUUGUUUUGUUUUUUUGUUUGUUCAGAAGCUACAUGUGUCAUGAAACAUGAAGUUUUUGUAUUUUGACAUAAUUAAAUUAUCAAAAUAACAAACUAAAAAAAUAACAUAAUUAAAGGUUACAUCACACUUUUUUUGGCAGAUCCCCCCCCCCUCCCCCAAUGAAUCUAUCUCCCUAACACUAAUAUAAUUUACAUUGCACCUAUUUUCCAUUGAUUGAAACUAUAAUGAAAUUGUGUGUUUAUCUUUAUUGAUAAUAGAGAAUUUUGACAGAUUUAAACAUUAACAAAUGAGAAAUAAUUAAUUUAUAAUGUCUAAGUUAAAUUGCUUAAUAAUAUAUAAUUGAUUUCUGAAUUAAAAUGCCUAUUAAUAUAGAUUAUUUCUGAAUUAAAAUGCCAAUUAAUAUAGAUUAUUUCUGAAUUAAAAUGCUGAUUAAUAUAUAUUUUUUCUGAAUUAAAAAUGCUUAUCAAUAUAGAUUAUUUUUUAUCAUUUGCCCUAUUUACUUUAUGUUCAGCAUUCUCAUUUUGUGGAUUUGUCUGUGACCCAUCUCAAGUACACAAGCACUGUAUAUAACACAGAAAAAUUCUUGGCCUUCCUUUCACAUGCCAGAUCUUGUAGUGCCCAUCAAGGAAAAGUUUUGUAUACUUGCAGGCAAGAUUGCAUAUUUGUAAACUGUUAAUAUUAAAUUUUACGUCACAGAAAUGUCUUGAUCAGUUUAAACCUUCUAGCUAGAAUUGUUAUCAGGGCCGGCUCAAUGCGAGUACGAUGUGUGAUCAUCACACUGGAGCCUAAACAGCCAAAGGCAGCAAAAUUGGUUAAAAUAAACAAAUAAAAUUUUCGGAACUCUUCCGCUAAUUUUCCAGAGGGCGACAAUUGCCUAUUUUCACCCUACCUAAAAAUGUCUAGCGCUGGCCCUGAUUGUUAUAAUAAAUUAAUUUGUUAAAUAUAAAUUAAUGAUUAUAACCAAUGAUCAUUAUUUGUGUGCUGGGAAUCGCCUUUUAAACACAACAAAUAUUUUGUUUAAAAGAGUAAAUGUACCUAAGAAAUAUAUUUGAUAAGGAAUAUUUUCAGAUUUUCAGGACAUGAUAAUUGUCCUUUGCAUAUUUAUUUGUAAUUUAAGUUGUCUGUUAAAAAUUUAUACUGUUUUCAUAAUAUUUUCAUUAAGGAAUGGUGCUGACAUGAGCGGAUUGGCAUGCGUCUUGUCUCUCCUCUUGGAUAGGUUUGACAAUGAUCACUAUUUAACAGUUCCACUUGUUGUAGGUGCAGUAAAAACAAUAAGACAGCAGGUUAUACCCACACUGGUGAGUUGUCAUCUUGUUUAGUUCUACAAGAUUGUGUCAGUAUUUCUCAUCACCUCAAUGGUGUAGACUUAAAGACAAGGUACAACAAGGCGCAUGGAAGCUUGAAUAGAAAGAUGGUACAAUAAAAGAAGAACGUUUCAGCUUAGACCCUUCCUCAACAGACGGGACAAUUGAAGAAAUGACAAGAAAUAGAAACUAGUUCUAAAACUUAAGUGUUCACCAUUGUUAUUGCCAUAAGUUGGGCUUUAAAAGACUUAAAGCAGUUUUCUUUAUAAAACAGUUAAUAUGAUUAAUCAUGAUUUUUCAUUUAAUUCUUAAAACUUUGAAAUGAUGUUCAAUGAAUUUAGAUUUUGACUCUGUGCAACAUAAUUUAAGAAAUGUGUUUAAUUUGAGGAAUUAUUCAAACUUAAAAUUAACUUUAGUUGUAUACUGUAAUUAUUCUAAAAACAAAUUUUUUAAAUUUAUAUAAGCCAUUUUUAACUGCAUUAUCUCUUUUUACCCUUGGGUGACAAGAUGGGUUAACUUCAGUGUUUAAAGUUAUGACAUUGGUUAAGUGUCCAAAACAUAAUUGAUAUUUAUUAUUUCACAGGAUCAGUACAAAAUGUUGUACCAAUUGGUCAAGCUGUAUAGUGAGAGUGAGAGUGUGUAUUAUAAUCAUGGUCACGCUAACAACAGCAGCAAGGGACAAAGUAAUCCUGCAUUUGUUUCAACAAGUGAUGAAGACCGCUAUGUGUAUGCUAACCUUUAGAAAAAUCUCUCUAUAACUUUCAAGCCAAGUUAAAAUUUAUGCACCAAUUAAUUUUUUGAUCACUUAUUUUUAACAAUUAUAAUGUAUAUAUACCGGUAUUUUUUUUUUUCCAUUCAAUUUCAAAUUUAUAAAAGCAACUAUAAUAAUGAAUAUUCAGUCAAAUCUAAACAUGAUGUGUGUCAUCGUAACAUGUCUCUGCUUCUUUAUUCAAAUUCUAAAAAUCAAAUAUUGAGUAUUGACUCAUUUGUUUAUUUUUCUUAGAUUCCAGUCCUUUUCUGUAAUGCUCAUGACAAUCCUAACGUAAACUUGUAUUAUUUCUGUGUUGCUUCUGGUGCCUGAGAAGAUACACAUUUUAUACAUUUUUAAUUAUACAUUAAUGUAAAUUAGAAACUUUUGAUGUCCUUUUCUAACUAUAUGUGAUAAGCCUCAUGUCAUGAAGUUUCAACAGAAUUCAUUUAAUACUUAUUAAUUUUAAAAAAAUUAGAUCUAUCUACUCUAUUCACUUUGACUAUUUGUGAAUGUCAUUUAUUAUAAUUUAUCAUUUUUAUUAGCUUUUUCA